Molecule: messenger RNA, 1272 nt
Organism: Blumeria graminis f. sp. triticale
Lineage: Eukaryota; Fungi; Ascomycota; Leotiomycetes; Helotiales; Erysiphaceae
Source: the annotation of a GenBank genome assembly
AUGCUUUCGCAGUUUGAUACCUAUUCUCCACUCCUUUCUGCUAUACCAACUACUAAACGUUUUACAUCUCAAAUCUCGAAAGUUUAUCGCCAAGCUUCGGCUCUCUUUCUUACUCGACGCUUGCCUGAAUCGCUCUCCACACUUCUCCCAAUACUCAUUUCACCGUCCGAUUCCCCGGAUCCAUCACUCGUUUUCGGAGCUAGCAAAGUAACUCGUGUCAAAGUUUGGUCCUUAUACUUGACUAUAUUAAAUGCCAUCUGUGAACUACCGCCUGAUGAAGGUAAACAGGUGUUUGGGCUUUCGGAAUUCCGUACACUGAUUACCAAAGUACGAGAAGGAUUUGUGUGGGAUGAAGUUGUCAAACAUGGGUAUGGAGGCUUAGAAGGUGCCGUUGAUACGGAUGUGAUUAUCAAUUUAGCUACACUCCUUCUUGCCCACGCACGUACUCAAAAAAUAAGUCAAGCCCGCCUUGAAACUUACUUGGCUUCUAUGACAAAUCCAGACUUCGACCAGAUCUGUGUUUCACCUGCUCGCACACACUCCUACAGUCACAGCCUUAAAUCGAAUGGCGGCGGAACAAAAACACCCCGGGAACUUGUGUCGCUUGUCAAGGUCUUAGAACUCUACACCCUACACGUUCUCCUACGAAAUAACGAAUGGGAGUACGCUCGAGACUUCAUCACUAUAUCACCUAUCUUAGAUGAGGAGAGACGGGAUGCAUUUCUACAGGCACUCCAAAGCCUCCAGGAUGAGCAAGCAGCUAUAGUUAGAAAAGAAAAAUGUGAUGAACUCCGACGAGAGUGCGUCGAACAAAUAGUAGAAGAAAAGAGAAGUCAAGAAUCUGAACAACAGGUAAAAGCUUCAAGAGUCGGAACAGAAGUAGAUAAUGAUUGCAACAAAACUCGAGAAACUGAGUCUGUCGCUGAAGACAAGUUAAGCGGUCAACCUAUAGCUCGAAUUUCAGCUGCAUCAAAAGCCUCUAUGACGAAGAAAACUUCAAAUCAACCAUCGUCUGCAAGGCCGGCACCCGCCAAAAAAGUGCCACCGUCCCAUGUCGGUAGAAUCUUAAUUGUUCUAGGAAACAUUUGCAGGACUAUAGAAAACCUCUCUGUUAGUAUCAAGAUGCGGCCGCUAUUCCUCAUGAAAUUCCUAACAAUAUUUAUGGGCUUGCUGGUCUUGCUCAGUAGAAGGGGUGUACAGGACAUGAUCAAAAGAUCAUGGACCAAGGUUAGGCAAACGGGAGCCAUGGCUGGCAAGGUCACUUAUAUUUAG